This is a messenger RNA of Myotis daubentonii (Daubenton's bat), 9986 nucleotides long. RefSeq names its product zinc finger CCCH-type containing 6 (gene ZC3H6). Gene Ontology annotation, biological process: negative regulation of DNA-templated transcription. The record is from RefSeq and is a predicted model, not a curated record. Gene Ontology annotation, cellular component: nucleus. Lineage: Eukaryota; Metazoa; Chordata; Mammalia; Chiroptera; Vespertilionidae. Gene Ontology annotation, molecular function: RNA binding; metal ion binding.
CCCGGGCUGGUGAGCGACGCCAUCUUGUCGAACGCCGCCCCGGGGCCGCCAUGUCGGUGAGGAGCAGUCACCGCCACGGCCACUGUCCAAACCCCUGCGUCGCGGCGCGCUCGCCCGCCCGCUCCCGAGCCUCGGCCGCCGGCGGCGAGUAGAGACUAGCGUGGCGGCGCCGGCCGCGGCCGCGCCCGUGUUUGCAGAGAGCCCAUCUCUCUGGCGUGGUUGUUAACAGACUGGAAAGUCUGUGUCUGUGUCGCUCACUAGUAACCGUGAGUUUUUACCGCCUCGUUACGGCGGGCGGCCGGGGUCCCGCGCCCCGCAGACCGGCCCGCAGCCCCGCCCCGCUCCUGACCAAACAUGACAGACUGUGAACACGCAGGGCGCGGCAGAGAAGAUGGUGAAUUAGAAGACGGUGAAAUUGAUGAUGCAGGAUUUGAAGAAACACAAGAACAGGAAGAGGAUGAGAAGCAGAAAAAUGAGAAAGCCUAUAGAAAAUCAAGAAAAAAACACAAGAAAGAAAGAGAAAAGAAAAAAUCCAAAAGGAGAAAACGUGAGAAACAUAAGCAUAAUUCUCCAUCUAGUGAUGACAGUUCAGACUACAGCCUUGAUUCAGAUGUCGGACAUACAGAAAGUUCCCACAAAAAAAGAACUGGUUUCUACAGGGAUUAUGACAUUCCAUUUCCUCAGCAUGGGCACAUAUCAGGAAGCUACGUGACAUCAAGGAGGAGUCAAUAUAACAAAAAAUUUAAAAGUAAAGAAUAUGGUGAGUACAGUACCUAUAGUGAUGACAACUUCGGUAACUACAGUGAUGACAACUUCGGUAACUACAGUCAGGAAACAGAAGAAGAUUUUGACAGUCAGCUCAAACAUUACAGACAAGCUAAAGAACCCUCCAGUAUUGCUUUAGGAUCAUCAUUUUUUAAAGAACCAGGGAAAAAACAAAGAAUGAAAGGAAUUCAGCAAGGUACUGAACAGAGGCUUAAAAGUUUUAAUGUUGGUCGUGGACGAGGUUUGCUGAAGAAAAUCAAACGCAAAGACCGUGGGGGAAGAGUCGGUAAAGGGCCCAGCAUGUUUUCAGGAAUGGAUGACUUUCAGGAGUAUAAUAAACCAGGGAAAAAAUGGAAGGUGAUGACUCAGGAAUUUAUUAAUCAGCACACAGUGGAACACAAAGGAAAACAAAUCUGUAAAUACUUUCUGGAAGGGAGAUGUAUUAAGGGAGAUCAAUGUAAAUUUGAUCAUGAUGCAGAGUUGGAGAAGAGGAAAGAGAUCUGCAGAUUUUAUUUACAAGGAUAUUGUACGAAAGGGGAGAACUGCAUUUACAUGCAUAAUGAAUUUCCAUGCAAGUUCUAUCAUAGUGGAGCAAAAUGUUACCAAGGAGACAAGUGUAAAUUUUCACAUGAUGAUUUGACAAAAGAAACGAGGAAACUUUUGGACAAAGUGUUGAACACUGAAGAGGACCCCACAAAUGAGGAUGAAAGAGAGUUAGAGGAACUUAGGAAGCGCGGCAUAACCCCUCUUCCCAAACCACCUCCAGGAGUGGGGCUCCUGCCAACCCCAGCAGAGCACUUUCCCUUUUCUGAUCCUGAAGAUGACUUUCAGACAGAUCUCUCUGAUGAUUUCAAGAAAAUCCCAUCUCUUUUUGAAAUAGUUGUAAAACCUACUGUGGACUUAGCACAUAAGAUUGGGAAGAAACCACCAGCAUUUUAUAGCAGUGACUCGCCACCAGGACCACAAUAUCAGGAAAGCAGCCCACAUCCUCAGCAUAUCUACAGUUCUGGGUCAAGUCCAGGUCCUGAACCUAAUAUGUCUCAGGGACACAGUAUUCCUGUGAUGCACUCAGGCUCCCCUAGACAUCAUCCAUGUGCAGGACCUCCUGGCCUACCAGUGCCACAGAGCCCACCUUUGCCACCCGGUCCACAUGGAGCUGGAGUAAUUGUUCAACCAGAUGCAUCUUUGUCAGUACCAAGUAUGAGUGGUGCUUACCAUUGUCCGGGCUUUCCAGAACACAUGAUGAAAGUACCCAGAGAGAAUCACGGUUCUCCAGGCUCAUCACACCUGCAAGGUUCUGGUGAAAUGCAGCUCAGCACCAGUUAUGAGUCCCUACAAAACCCCGCUGAGUUUUAUGAGAAUUACUAUUCUCAGCAUGGUGCACCUAAUUUUCAGCCACCCAGUAACUCUAGUGAUGGGAUGUGGCAUGAUGAGUUUGCUCAGCAUCAGCCUCCCAUUGUUCAAGACUCACCUAACCGUGGGAGUGGGUGUGAUGGCAGCGGCAGCAUGACAGGCCAUGACCCCCUGCCUGCACCAGGCCUCCUCCCUGCAGUACAGAGAGCUCUUUUUGUCAGACUUACUCAGAAAUACCAAGACGACGAAGAACCAAGCAGCACCCACCCUCACAGGACACCCAGCAAAGAAGAAGAUGAUCCUGUUAACUGGUAUUCCAGUAGUGAAGAGGAUGAAGGGAGCAGUGUCAAGGCAAUCCUGAAAACGUUACAGAAACAAACAGAAACUUUAAGGAGUCAGCAGCAGUCUUCCUUGGAACUCGGCACUCCUACUGAUCCAAGACUUGCUAAAGAGAAGAGUAAAGGUAACCAGGUGUCUGACCCUCGACUUAGGACCAUCCCAAGACAAGACAUUAGAAAGUCUUCUGAGUCUCCUGCACAGGGUCUCAGACUCGUGUGGGAUCCCAGGAAACCAAGAGGAAACGGAAGUGGGCAGGUGAGCUCCUCUGCUGGCUCAGCAAAGUGCGAUUUACAUCAUGCACAUUCUGGCGCUAACAUCAAACACAAGAGAGGAGAUGAUGAGGAAGAGGACACAGAACGAGAACUGAGAGAAAAGGCUUCCUUAAUACCCCUGGACUCUCCCCCCGGGGCAGUGCUCCAGGACCCACGGUCGCAGCUGAGGCAGUUCAGUCACAUUAAAAUGGAUAUCAUACUCACCAAGCCCAAUUUCGCAAAACACAUCGUGUGGGCUCCAGAGGACUUACUUCCAGUCCCUUUACCAAAACCGGACCCCGUCUCUUCAAUCAGCUUACCUCUGCCCCCUCUUAUAGCUGACCAGAGGCUAUGGAAUUCGAAAAGCGAUCUCCAUCAAAGCACAGUUCCCCUGGAUUCAAAAUUGGCAGUCAAAGCCAAAAUUAACACAACAAGCAGAGAAGGCUACCUGGAACCAUUUGGGGACUUGCACAGCUCAGCAAGUAAAUUGGGAGACCCCAGGCUACAAAAAAAAUGUGAUCCUAGACUUCACAGACUGCACAACACAGUAUCUCAGCAAGCAGUUACAAAGGAGUCACAUACACCAAAGUGUGCCCCUCACUUGGCCAGGUCAAGCCCUGGUGCAUCGCAGCCCUCGGCGGCAGUAACCAGCAACUCUGGGCCUGGGGUUUUGCCUCCCUACACUCCUAAACUGUCUCCUUCAGCUGGUGUUCCACUGGGGACUCCAAGUUCAGUUCUCAGUGGUAUUAGUUUGUAUGACCCUAGGGAGCCUGGCUCAUCAUCUGCACCAGAGCCAGCAACGGAAAAUGCAGAGAACCAGAAAAAAAGUGGUGGUUUAAAAGGCAGUGACAAAAAUGAGCACGCUCCUGGAGAAGCAGCCCUGCCACAGAAAACCACUGCCGACGCGGAGGCCACUGUCCAUGGGCCAGCCGACGCACCGGCCCAUGUCCCCAGCAGCUCCUGUGCAGGCCAGGUCCCCGCAGUGCACAGCCUUCCUGUGCAGGCGUUAACAGGCUUAAUGAGACCCCAGUACAGCGAUCCCAGACAGUCCAGGCAGCUGGGACAGCUGAGCCCCACCCCAGAGGAUAACCCCAGUGGGGAAACAGAUGACAAAUCUCUGAAAGAGGUUUUUAAAACUUUCGAUCCAACUGCUUCACCAUUUUGCUAGCUACUGUGUAAUUAAGCAGUUCUUUUCAGUCUCGUGACCAUCGCAGUCCUCGCUGUUUUGUAACUGGUUUACCUCUAUAGUUUAUUUAUUUUUAAAUUAUGAACACUUUUCAGCUGCUAGUAUCAGAACCACAUGAAGUUAUAUCCUCUAAAGGCUGUGGUAUUUUAUAUAAUAUUUUUAUAAAUUUAAGAGACUGUAGCAAGUGACAUAGAAAACUAUAUAUCAUGUUAGCUUCAGUAAAAAUACUUUUUUUGUAAAUAAACCAUCAUGAACUGGACACUCUGCCUGAAUAUAUGCCAGUUGUCUUUCUUAAUCAAUGUUUAGAUAAAUGAUUACCACUUUUAUAUGGUUGUUCAUUUCAAGCAAUAUGAUGUAUAUUACUUUUGGGAAACAGUAUUUUGACUAGGAUCCUUUCUGUCAACACAUAACUGCUAACAAAAAUGUAAAAUGAAAUAAAGAAAACAUUUUAAAUCAUAGCAGAACAGUUCAUAUUUAAGGGCAUCACUUUUAUUAAUGUGGGCAAUAUUGUGUAAAUGAAGCAUUUGAAUGUCAUAUCUUUUAAAAAAUAUUUUAUUGUAUCAUAGAAGUUAGAGAUAUAUAAGUAGAUUGUUUUGCUGAAGUGAAAAUUCCCAAGUUCUCUGACAUACCUUUUUACAAUUAAUUUUCAUAUUAAAUAGUUAUGAGUUACUGCUGUCACCUGGUGAUGUUUAUGUGUGCUCAUGUGUUUUGUCUUUAGCAGCAUAAUUUAUAUUACUUUUUCAAAUGAUGUAGCUACAAUAAUUGUAUUCGUCAUGACCUUGGCAAUUUUUACAAACUAAAUUUUAAAGAUUCAGUGAAAGUCUAUCGUGAUUAUUGCAUUGAUAAUGUUUUAAGUGUCCAGGUUCCAUAUUUUUUUAAAUAGCAAGAAAACACAGAGAUAUUGUAGUCAACUGUGUGGCUACCAAUAAAAAAACUUUCAGAUCUCACAUGACUGGCGUUCUAUAACAGAGUUUGGAAAUCCCCUAAAUUGGUUAGAAAUUGCAUUUUUAUGAAAAAUAACAUAUUCAUUCUUGUGUAUUUAUUGCAGUCUAAAAUAAUAGCAGCCUUACCAGUUUUAUGCAUUUAUUAUUUAUAAUGGAAGCAGUUUACACUGAUACUGAUGUCUUGAACUGAAAGAUUAUGACAGUGUUUGCUGGUAACAAUUUCAGCAACUUGAAAAGGAACAUUUCCUCACAAAAGAUAAUGAAAGUGAUGGAUAUCAGUCCUUGGGUGAACAGCUAUCCUGGAGAAGUGAUGUAAAAAUAUACAGCAAAAUAUUUCUCUAGGAACCUAUGGUUUAAUGUUAAAGCCUGCCCUGUAUGUUCACUUCCUAACCCUUUACCUUUUGCUUGGAUCCUGCGUUCCCAAAGGGUUAAGUGAACAGAACUCUGCCAACCUAAGAAGCUCACUUUGUUCAAGGAAACGUGGAUUUCUGCUAUUUAUACUUCGUCUACAUUAUUGUCUAAAAUGGCUCUGGAUAAUAUUUUUAGGUUAAAAAUGCAGUUUAAAGUCACCAUAGAAAACAUUUUCUGUUCAAACAAACUUUAUUAUUAAUUGAAAAGUCACUGAAAUGAAUAAAACUGACAGAAAACAAGAUUUUAUAUAUAUGUAUAAUCAUAUAUAUUAGUAGUUAUAUAUUAUACAUAUAUAUGAUUAUAUAUCUUUGCUAUUAUGUAUAGAUGAUAUAUAUCUUUGUUAAAGACUAAAAUGUAAUCCAAAUCCUUAACAGAAGAUAUUUUUUACUACUAAAAUAGAUGUUAAAAAGUUAAUUAAAAAGUAAAGUUUAAAAAUCAUUAAUGCAAAUAAUGUUCAUUUACUCAGUAUCCUUGAAUCCAUAUAUCAGUUAAUGUCCUAGAACAGCGGUUCUCAACCUGUGGGUCGUGACCCCUUUGGGGGUCUAACGACCCUUUCACAGGGGUCACCUAAGACCAUUGGAAAAGACAUAUGUAAUUACAUAUUGUUUUUGUGAUUAAUCACUAUGCUUUAAUUAUAUUCGAUUUGUAACAAUGAAACUACAUCCUGCAUAUCUGAUAUUUACAUUACGAUUCAUAACAGUAGCAAAACUACAGUUAUGAAGUAGCAAUGAAAAUAAUUUUAUGGUUGGGGGUCACCACAACAUGAGGAACUGUAUUAAAGGGUCGUGGCAUUAGGAAGGUUGAGAACCACUGUCCUAGAAGCUAUUUUACAAGAAAGUUUGGACUUACUUUCAAAUUUAACAAUAUAUUUUAUAUGAAAAUGUGCUGUCUGUGUUUAAAAUAAUGAUUUCUAUCUGUGAUGCUUUUUAAAUUGUAGUGACAUUAGCUUAGGAGAUAUUGUUACAUCCUAUCAACUGCGGUUAUUUUUUAAAAGAUUUUUUAUUGAUUUUUAGAGAGGAGGAAGGGAGAGGGAGAAAGAAAGAGAAACAUUGAUGUGAGAGAGAAACAUUGAUCAGCUGCCUUUUGCACUCCUAGUGGGGAUUGUGCCCACAACCCAGGCAUGUGCCCUGAUCAGGAAUCAAACCAGCCACCUUUCGUUUCAUGGGACGACGCCGAACCUGAGCCACACCAGCCAGGGCCAAACUGGAUUACUUUUAUGUUUCUUUUUUCCUAUUUUCUCACCAAGUUAAUAGUAGCCAUUUUCCCCAAAGAAUAAGCUCCUCUUUAAGGAGAAUUGUGAUUUUAAAAUCCAUGGAAUUUGAUUUGUACUAUAGUAUGCUGAGGAGUAUGUUAUGUCCCUAUCCUUAGAAGCCAAACAUUUAUAGAUAACAGAAGUAACUUGCAUCUUAAAAGAGUCUGGAUUGGAUUCAUUGGUUGGGAUGUGACUUAACCAUUCAUACUGGUUUGUGACAGAAGUUUUAUGCCUGUUCACUUUGAUGUUGAAUAGAGUAGGAUAUUCAGGAUGUUGAUUUAUGAUUCCCAGAGCAAAUGUUUUCCCAUUACUUCUUUAGUUUUGCUCCAAACUCCUGUCUCUGGAGCUUUCCCACUUAGGACCUCAUUCUGAACCUUGAAGAUGAGCCAAGUGUUAGAGUGAUUUCAAACUCUGUUUCCGUCGGACGCUGUGACCCCGCCCUUGAGCCACACCCCAGUGUUAGGCUGCAACCAAAGCAGUCUGCAUUUGAAAUGAUGUUGGGUUAGGUUUCUGUCUGUCUGGAGACCUGUUUGGACUUCAAAUGGUAGUUUUUAUUCCUGGUCCCCCUUAUUUUAAGACUGGAAGAAUGGUUGUUUAGUAAAUAAAUCCUGGAUGAGCAUUCAUAUAAGGCUUAUAUGAGCUUAUUAUAAGCCACUUUGCUGAAUUAAUUAGAAGGGAGAGGGAGGAAAGGAGAACUUAUGAGGGCUGGAGGUUCAAAGCCCAUGAAUUCAUAUUCUUGUUCUGAUAUGAUAAGCAUUUCAUCUCAUGUGUAGUUUCUUCUCUGUGAAAUGGGGAUAAUUUUUACUGCUCACAAGUUAGACUUAAGGAGGAAAUGAAUUAUUAAGUAUUUAUAAAUAUAAAAUUGCUUCAUAACUUUCACAAACAUAAUACACUCCCAUUAGAGUAACAAAGCCCAAAUUAACCUGCCUCUUUUAGAAAGAAUAUGGGUCUAAGGAAGGACAUUAGAUUAACAUCAAUAUAAUAUUUAGAAUAUAUAAUUUUUAAAUGAAAACCACAUUUUAAGCUGUAACUUAUGCUUUUGAAAACAGGACCCAUAUGUGUCUCCGUACUUUUCUGUUUUCCCAUAGCAACAAGCCUAGCUCUAGGCACACAGUGGGUGCUUUGUUAACUGCUUCUUGAAUGCUUCUCACAAUCCAUCCAGGCUUAGAUUUUUCAGGUGCUAUCAACUAUUAGGGCAGACGGCAAAGCCAUUCUGCGAUUGCAUUAGAAAUACAGUUCAUAACUUAUACCUCUUUAGGUAGACACUGGGCACAUAGCUUCUCCCCUCUCCCCCAUCAACUGAACAAUGUGAAGGUAGGGCUGCAGCAGCUCUGCUUGGAGUUAAAUGUUUCUAGAAUAAUUCAUAAAUCUUAAGAAUCCUCCAGACUUAAUGUAACUUAAUGGUGGAGGUUUGAAUAGAUCAAUAAUUUAUUCCUAUAGAUCUACAAAGGAUUAUUUCUGUAACCAGAAGGAAUUGCAUAACUAGAGUCUUAUGUUUUUAUUUUAAAUGUCUUUCUCUAGUUUCUCCCUUUCGGUUAUCUUCAAAAUAUCAACCAAAAUUAUGAAGAUAUACCUAACCUAAUGAAUUUCCAAUAGCACUGAAAUGUGUUUCUCCUAACACCAUGAACAGUAAUUCACCUUUUUAGUCAUGAAUUGCACUCUAGUGUGGGCCUUGUGUCUGGUCCUUAAACACCCUCAUUACCCUUUGGAACAGAACAGUCAUGCUACAGUUGACAAAACUGUUGUGUGCACAAUGAAACUCUUCAAACGAGAUUGUGAGUCCUUGCAAUAGUAUCUUACAGUUUUGUUCAGCCUUGAAUCUCUUGUUUUUUAAAACUUAGAAUUUAUUUUUUAUUAAUAUGCAGAUAAUUAUAGCAUUUUAGAAGAAAAUCAGCUCUGAAUUAUCGGGCCCAUGCUUCUUGCCUCACUACUCUGCGUGUCACAUACUGUUGUCUCAGCGACCCCACGAACGAGCGAUGUCCUCCGUGUCCUGGCCUCAGCAGCCCCGCCCAGCAGCUGUAGACUCACACCUGUGGCUUUGUUAACGGAGUCUAUCCUUCUAGUAUUUGGCCUUCCCCUCCUCCUGCUGCCUUCUGUUUUUCCCAGUAUUAUUGUCUUUUCCAAAGAGCCUGCCUUCCCUAGAUGUGCCUGAAGUCGGACAGCUUCAGUUUUGUCAUACUUGCCUCCAGCAACGUUUUAGGCUUAAUUUGCUCUCGGACCCACUUGUCUGUCUGGUGGCCUGAGUUAUUCGUAAAGCAAUCCUCCAACACCAUGUUUCAAAAGAAUCAAUUGUUUUCUAUGAGCCUUCUUCCCUGUCCAGCUUUUGCAUACGAGGGUGUGGGUAGCCUCGGUCCUGGUCUCUAACGACACAUCUUUGCUUUUGGUGAUCUUUUCUAAUUUUCUCAUGGCUGUCCUUCCUAGUCUAAGCCUUCUCUUGAUUUCGUGGCUGCAGUCUCCAUUUGAAUCGAUGCCUGCUUGCAUCAGCUAAUAUUUUAUUUUAUCAAGGGUCUGAUGUAUAGUUUAUUUAAAGGAAUUAAAUAAAGGACCAACUUUAAAAAAAAUUGUUCCAGACCUCCAUUAUGAGCAAUAGCUCGGGAUUAGUUGUCAGUGACAGGUUAUAUAUUUUAUAUGCUUUUUAAAAUAGAGAAGGUGAAAAAUAACCAUUACUGCAGGCAAGAGGUUUUAGUCCACUUCUGUGUUACAGGAGUUUGCCCUCCAAAUGUCUGAGGCAAGUUGAAUGAGGAGAUUCUGUUUCCAAGAAGGAGGGUGAUAUUUCCUUAUAAAAGUGACAAUCAAGCCAGUUGUUUGUAUACGUAACUUGCCAAAGUUUUAGAAAACCUUCAAUAUUUGCCCUAAACGCAUGCUCCCCGACCCAUGACUAGAAAGAGCAUGGCUGCCGGGUGCCAGGACCCAGGUCACUUUGCUUUUAGUCCAGGGCUUCUGUGCCUGCCCAUGGCAAGGGUGCUGGUGGCAAUGUGUCCUAAGAUGCAGUGUGUGUGUGUGUGUGUAUAGGGGGGAGCUGUGUCCAGACUUAGCAUGGCCUGUUUUCUGUCAGAUCCUCAAGCACCAUCUAUGGGCUGAAAUCCAGGUGAAACCUAUUCAGUAUGAAGCGGGUGUUUGUUUUUCACUUCCUAGCAUUAUUCCAGUUCCCCAAGUUCUAUCUUUCCCCAAGUUAUAAAUGUCGGGGAAAUGCUGCCAAAAUUGUUUCACUCUGGAAGGUUUUCGUAAAUACCAGUUUAUUGGCUUCACUCAAUUUUUAAUCUCCUUUCUGUUCAAAAGAUACCAGCAAUGAGAGGAUUUUGCUGAAUUGAUAAAUUAUUCUGCUUAAGGCUGAGCAAAUCACUUGGUAAAAUCAGGAAUAUCUAUUAUUUCUUCUCAGUAAUAACUCUUGCAAGGUUACAUUCUGUUGUUGCAAAUUUCUGUAAUUUUUUUUUCUGUGGCACCUUUCUAUUGUCUGACUUUAAAUAAAAUGUUUCUAAUAGUAA